AUGCGUUCAACCCCAGUGGAAGAUAUGGACCCAACCCUGAGGGAAGGGGCAAUCGACCUACAGCAAGAUGUGGCCCUGCAGCAAUCACCAGUCUCAGACAUAUCUGCCCAAUCUAAGCAGCCACCUAACGACACUGUCUUACCUACCUCUACUCCCACCCUCAAGCGACGCCCCAACUCGAAAAUGAAGAUCCAGAAGCCACCAAUUGAACUCCGCGAGCGCUAUCCCUCCGGCCGUCUCAAAGAGUUCCGGCCCCGGUCUGCCUACAGCCCAGACACGCUCACCGAGGUGCGGAAGGACGAAAGAGCUAGGACGGCGCGGUAUAGGAACAGUUUGCGUGCUCUUGCGGUUGCUGCUGGGCAUUGCGAUGCGAUUGGGCAAGCGGCGUUUAUUGUGGAGUUAAAGAAGUUUCGGAAGGAAAAGCGGGAGGCAGAAAGAGAAGCGAGGAAUACGGGGAUGGGUCUUACUGCUGGCAAAAUGGAUGCACUGAAGGGGGAGGUAGAGGCGGAGCCACAGGUGGUGGUCAAAAGUGAGGAAAUUUUGCAGGUCCAUGGCGCAGGGGGUGGAGGCUGUGAGGCACAAGGUACUAUCCAUGCUGGGGAUAAGGUGAUCGGAGACUCUUGA
This is a messenger RNA of Morchella importuna, 624 nucleotides long. RefSeq lists its product as uncharacterized. Bases 1 to 624 code for a protein of 207 amino acids. The transcript has a single exon. The record is from RefSeq and is a predicted model, not a curated record. NCBI's taxonomy places the organism in Eukaryota, Fungi, Ascomycota, Pezizomycetes, Pezizales, Morchellaceae.